GAAGAGGCUUUCUGGUACAUGCAUUUUGAAUAUGAAGGCAAUACCAGUCAGGAAAAGAAACAGAAGAUUGAGUUGCUACAAAUGUACUUCACCUCUCCCAUUCUACUAUAUGUAUUUUUCUAUGAAGUCCUGCUGUAGCUAGUUUGCUUACACACAGUCACCAUGCCUUUGGUACAGUUUUGCUCUGUGUAUCAUUUUGUUGCUGAGUGGUAUAUACCUUAGGAUGACAAGAUGUAACUUGGUAUUCACCAAUGAAGUUGUCACAUUCGUAGCAGCUAGCACUCACCACUGACCUCACCUUUCUCUCCCACCGUCUGUGUGCGGAACACAGGACAGUUGUGUCCAGGGAGAGAAGUACGAAGGUCGCGAUGCCCUUGCAAGAGAGCUGAACAUUCUGGAGUCAGACGACUCCUCGCGGCUCCCCCUGCUGGCAGAAGUGGUGAAGCGCAUGAGCAGCAGUGGGGCCAAGGGUCGGUCGCUAGCAAGUGCAGAGGCGGGAGAUGUUCGCUACAUGGUUCCUAAGGACCUGACAGCUAAGCAAGUAGAGGAUGCGAGAAAGAAAUUCAACAAAUAUGAUGCGGACAAGAAUGGUUACAUAGACAAGGAUGAGAUGAGACAACUGUUUCUGGACAUGUUUCCCCACUUUAACAGGAACAUGUUGGACAGAUAUGUCAAUGAUGAGUUCAGAGCACAGGACAAGGACUUCAGCAACACCAUAGACUUUGAUGAGUUUCUGGGAAUGUACAAGAGAUUAUUUGUGCUGUGCAGGAGUGUGGUAGCCUCUGACGUGUCAGACAUCACCCUGUCCUCCCCCAGGGUCUCUUCCCCAGACAACAAGAGCAGCUUCACCAAGGUGGACAAAAAUGCAGUUGAGGCCAAGAACAGGAAGAACCAGGAAGUGAAGCAGGCCUCGGGACGGUCCACUGACUUCAGGGGGGACGACUUUGAUGAUGAUGAUUUCUUCGACAAACCCGUCCCCUCCGAGAACAAGUUCAAGUUUUCAAGGUGAGGCAAUCUUGGAUAUUCCAGUC
Branchiostoma floridae (Florida lancelet) is the source of this 1031-nucleotide messenger RNA. RefSeq names its product EF-hand domain-containing protein D2-like. The record is from RefSeq and is a predicted model, not a curated record. Gene Ontology annotation, molecular function: calcium ion binding. Lineage: Eukaryota; Metazoa; Chordata; Leptocardii; Amphioxiformes; Branchiostomatidae. The transcript is spliced from 9 exons. Bases 449 to 1009 code for a protein of 186 amino acids.